Molecule: messenger RNA, 1188 nt
Organism: Anopheles darlingi
Lineage: Eukaryota; Metazoa; Arthropoda; Insecta; Diptera; Culicidae
Product: RNA-binding protein 14-like
Exons: 1
Coding region: 89-1015 (308 amino acids)
Cellular component (GO): chitin-based extracellular matrix
Molecular function (GO): structural constituent of chitin-based larval cuticle
Source: RefSeq, a predicted model, not a curated record
CUGAGUGGUUAAGCAACCUCCAGCAGCGCUUCAGAGUUUUUUUUUGCAAACAUCCCAGUUUUCGCAAACCCAUCAACCCGUAUCAAAUAUGAAGCUGUUCGUCGUCAUUUCGUCCCUGCUGGCCGUGGCCACUGCUGCUCCAUCGGCGGUCCUAUACGCGGCCGGUGGUCAGCCGGCACUGUACGCCGCGGCUCCGGCCACUGCCUACCUGCUUCCGGCGGCGGAGGUGUCGAGCCAGUAUCACGCCCAGGACGAACUCGGCCAAUACUCAUAUGGAUACAACGGAGGACUGUCGGCCAAGGCGGAGUCGAAAUCGUUUGAUGGCGUCACCCGCGGAUCGUACAGCUACCUGGAUGCGGAGAACAAGCUGCAGACCGUGGCCUACACUGCCGACGCGCUCAAUGGAUUCCGUGUGGCCGCCUCGAACCUGCCAGUGGCCCCAGUUGAGACGCGCACCGCUCCCGAACCAGUGAAGGAUACUCCCGAGGUCGCCGCUGCCAAGGCCGAACAUAUGGCCGCCAUCGAGGAGGCGAAACUGCGCAACGCUGCCGCCGAGAAGGACGAUGCUGAGGUGAUUGCUGCUCCGGCUGCAAUUGCUUCCAUCGCUCCGGCUCCGGCUCCUGCCACUUUCGCCUACUCCACGCAGCCGAUCGCUUACACCACGUACGCUGCCGCUCCCGCUGCUGCCGCCAUCGAACUGAAGGCUCCCUCCUCCUUCUCGUACUCGACCUACACCCAUACGGCACCUCAGCUGGCCUACACGCAGUAUGCUGCUGCCGCACCGCUUGCCUACACCGCUUCGUCGUACGCUCUGCCCGCUGCUCCGAUCGCCAGCCUUCCGCUUGCCCAGUACUCGUACGCUCAUGCUCCAGCCACGAUCGCUCUGGCUGCCCGUUCGCAGCCGGUAGAAAUUGCGGCCCUGCCCGAGCCCGUCCAGGAUACGCCCGAGGUUGCCAAGGCUAAGGCGGAGCAUUUCCAGGCCGUCGCUGAAGCCAAGGCUCGCAGCCUACAGUAAUACAGCGUGGGCCAAGUUGAGGCCAACCAUUCAAAUACCCAUGUAGGUACAUCCCUACGCAUCCGAUCACCUACACCCGACAAUAGCACCCCCACCUUACCCUCCCCCCGUUAUAUUGGACUUCGAGAUGUGUGAAUGUCGAAAGAUCCUUUGUACAGUGAGCAACGUUUAGU